Cladophialophora immunda is the source of this 1830-nucleotide messenger RNA. RefSeq lists its product as uncharacterized. NCBI's taxonomy places the organism in Eukaryota, Fungi, Ascomycota, Eurotiomycetes, Chaetothyriales, Herpotrichiellaceae. The transcript has a single exon. Gene Ontology annotation, biological process: mitochondrial respiratory chain complex IV assembly. The record is from RefSeq and is a predicted model, not a curated record. Gene Ontology annotation, cellular component: mitochondrial matrix. Bases 273 to 776 code for a protein of 167 amino acids.
AACAUAUAUGCGUCAGGGACUUAUCACUUCCCCCCUUCCUUGUAAGACUCGAGACGGGCCUUGAUCCAUUCUCCCGCUCUACCAAGGUCCUCGCUCCUUACAUCCGUCCAUUUCCGAUCCCGCCCGAGCCACUCGUUGACGUCGACCAGCCGAAUGAAGAUUCACACCACACCACAGCUCCUCCCGCACGAUUGAAGCAUAGCAAUAACCUCUCCCCCCAUUGAGCAACGGAAAAAGAGGGGGGCAAAACCUGGCAAAGAAAGAAGAAAAAAAUGCCACCACAUCUACACCCGCGGUCCACGGCAACCUCGACCCUUUUCGCGGGGACGCUGCUCGCCUCCUUCAUCGUGGUGGGCAUCCCGCACGUCUUUCCCUGCCCGCGGCCGCGGACGGGGUACGCGGCGGACGCGGGACGGAUAGAGCUGGAUGAAGACGGCAACCCUGUCCGCCGACGACAAGUCCGACCAGGCGACAAACCAUCCACCUCCGGAAAUGCAAUCCCCGCUCACUGCGCGUCUCGGGCGCCGGCGCAGGAAGAACAACAGCCACCACAACCUCGCAAAGCCCCGCAAGGUCUCCAGAAGGGGCUGACUGCGUCGAAGAACCUGGACGAGGAAGCGGCUCUGUUCAGAGAGCUGCAGGCCGAGGCAGAAAUGUUGGAGAAGGAGGCCAGGUCGGCGAGGGAAUGCCCCGUGCCGAAGCCGAAGGGGUGGGUUGGGAGGAUACUGGGGUUCGAGGAGCAGGGUAGGAAUGUGGCGGAUAAGGAAGGUGGAUGAGAAAGGAACCGGAUCUGGAGAAAUCGCAAUUGACAAAGCUCACGGAGCGAGCUCAAGCGCAUGACGGGGUUGAGGUCUGUGGACUCAGCUGCAUAAUUUUGCACCAGUCCGGCUAAUCCCAAGGACGAUGUCGAGGCGUGGGAGAACGCCCUUUCCGGCACCCACGAGGUACCGGCAGGACAUCUUGACGGACGCCGCUGGCAUCAAGACCGCUCUCGACUUGGCGAAUGGUGUGGCGGAACCGGUGGUCCCCACUGCAUACAGCUGGCUGGAUCUACGACCAGAUACCCGCUACCCAGAGUCACCUGCUGAGGGAACAACCUCGCACGACCUCGGACAAUGACUGUCGCUAUGUCGAGCAGCUUUCACCCAAGGGCAGACUGACCUCCAGAUGGUAAUGAGUCUGGUUAUACGCAUUGGGCCAUCCUCUCAAGGGUGAAUAUGGAUGGCAUAUGGCUGCUAGGUGUCGACGUGGACGGAGACAGCCGCUGCGAUGAAUGAGGCCAGGGCAAGGAAUGGUGAUUGAAUGGAGCACAAGGCAGACAAACAGGAUCAUGGUCAUAUCUUGACUCACGAACUAUCGCUUAUUCUUUAUCCAAAACUUUUGCGCACCAUCUGGUAGCCUCGCCUGACUUCCAGGGCCUCCAGGCUAUUGACUGUUCAAGCAUGAGAAACAAUGUCAAAGGAGAAAGCAAAAGCUGAUCAAACACGUCUCCGACUCCCCUGGCAAAGCCUUGCAACAUGUCGCGCAUCCCACCUCAGAUCUUUCCACCCACGAUUCCAUCAAUCUUGAAUAUCUCCAUCCAUCCCCCGAAGACUUCUGUCUCGGCAUGGUUGGGUCCCUCUGCCUCAACUCAGCUAUCCCUUUCCUGGUUGAUCUCUUUGAGCUUCACCCCCGUCUUCCAAUCCAAUUCUCUUGCAAUCUUGGUCAUCCGCUCGAACACGGGCCGCCCAACGUAUCUCCAGAACCCACCUGCACGAACACAGGUCUCCCGUUGUUCAUUCUCAAACCUUUCCAGGUCAUCUUUCACGAGAGCCUUCAGAGCUGCGACCA